Molecule: messenger RNA, 1281 nt
Organism: Brenthis ino (lesser marbled fritillary)
Lineage: Eukaryota; Metazoa; Arthropoda; Insecta; Lepidoptera; Nymphalidae
Source: the annotation of a GenBank genome assembly
AUGUCUAAAGUGCUUAUAAUUAAACACCUUCCAGCAACAUUGCCUAUUGAUGAAAAAGAAAAAAUGUUAAAACAUUUUGGUGCUGUUAAAGUUUGGCAGCCACUAAGGAAACAGAACUAUAUAUUCGCUGGGUUUUCAAAUAUCGAAAAAGCGAAAUCUGCAUUGCUUCGAUUACAUCAACUAGAAAUAGCAAAAAGACGACUAGUAGUUGAAUAUUCAUUUGAAAAAGAACCAAUUUCUCACUUAAGAAAAAAUGAUACUAUUAACUCUGCCACAACAAAUCACAUUAAAGAGUUUUUGAAAACACUCAACGCUUUUAACCCUUCUGUAGACUUUUAUCAACCACCUCCAUCUCAUUUAAAUUACACAUAUCCCAAAAUAAGUCCAUUAAUAGCUGUAAAUAUGAUUUGCUCUUUAUUUAAUCAUAAACCAUUUUAUGUUCAAGCUUUACAUCUAAUGAAUAAGAUGUCACUUAAUAUGCCAUUUAAAGAGGAUGAGACAGCAUUAAAUUUUUUUAAAGAAACCUUUAGAGAUUUUUUUAUUGAAGAAAUGGCCAUAUUACCUCCAGAAGACCCUGAAUCUGAAAUGUCUAGUGAUGAGGAGCAACCAAAGAAUCCAUUGCCAUCAGUGCUUAAAAGAAAACAUACACUUCCUAAAACACGGAAACGACCUGCUGCAGUCUUGUCAACAGCAAUUUUACCUAAAUCUAAAAAGACAAAAGAAAAUAUUGAUCAGGUAGAAGUAUUUGAUGUGGUCACACCUGUAGAAGCGAAGAAAAUUUCUUUAGUAGUAUCACAGGAUGCUCUCAGGAAGCCAUCUGAAGAGCCAGAAGUUGUUGGAGAAAUUGGAAAAUUCCAGAAAGAAGAACAACCUAUAGAAGAAAAGCAAAUAGCAGAACAACCGGAACAACCAAGUAUUAGUAAACAGGAACUUUUAAAGAAUAGAAUUUCCUACAGUGAUAUGAAAAUUCUACCAGUAUUUAAAAAUUACCAUCCCGGUCAACCAUCUAUGAGAUUAUAUAUUAAGAACUUAGCUAAAACUGUAACAGAACAAGACUUAAAUAGAGUUUAUAAACGUUAUGUGGAGCAUAUCACUGAGGAUGAGCAAAUCGGAUUUGAUAUUAGGCUCAUGCAGGAAGGCAGGAUGAAGGGUCAGGCUUUUGUUACAUUCCCAUCUGUUUCUGUGGCGCAGACUGCUUUGAAUGAGACAAAUGGCUAUUUAUUGAAAGAGAAACCCAUGGUGGUUCAAUUUGCUAGGGCUGCUACUAAUAACCCAAUUGAG